Funneliformis geosporum is the source of this 501-nucleotide messenger RNA. The record is from the annotation of a GenBank genome assembly. Lineage: Eukaryota; Fungi; Glomeromycota; Glomeromycetes; Glomerales; Glomeraceae.
AUGAGUAAUAAUAAAACUGAAUAUUGUAAUAGUUGCGUGUUUAAAGUUUCGUUUAAUCAACAACAUUCUGAACAAAAAUUUAUUAGUAUUUUACAAGGUAAAAGAUGUAUUCGAUGUAAACAUCAGAAACCUGAAAAUGAAUAUAAAGUCGAGAAUAAAAGAUGUAAUAGAUGUUUAGAAAAUAAAAAAAAAAAAUACCAAGAGAAGAAAGAGAGUGAAUGUAAAAAUUUGAAACAAUGUGAUUAUUGUUAUGAAAUGAAAAAUAAUUUUGAAGAAAAUAAAUAUUGGCAAAAAGAAUUUAUUAUUGAAAGAUAUAGACAUAAUGAAAAAAGGGAAUUAUAUGAAGUGAGGGUUGAAAUUGAAGAAGAGUUAAAUAAAAAUGGUUUAAAAGAUUUUAAAGAUAUAGAUAAAUUGAUAAAAAAACGAAAUGAUCUUGUUAAAUUACAUGAGCUAGUAAAGAAACGAAAUGAAUUACGAGAGAUUGUUGAAACAUAUGGUUAA